Molecule: messenger RNA, 435 nt
Organism: Eriocheir sinensis (Chinese mitten crab)
Lineage: Eukaryota; Metazoa; Arthropoda; Malacostraca; Decapoda; Varunidae
Exons: 2
Coding region: 16-435 (139 amino acids)
Source: RefSeq, a predicted model, not a curated record
GAGAAGGUGUGGGUGAUGGUGACGGAUGAAGGGGCGUGGGAGAUGGAGGAGGGGCUGAAUGUGAAGGAGAAGGUGAGGGUGAUGGUGACGGAUGAAGGGGCGUGGGAGAUGGAGGAGGGGCUGAAUGUGAAGGAGAAGGUGGUGGUGAGGGUGAGGGUGAUGGUGACGGAUGAAGGGGCGCGGGAGAUGGAGGAGGGGCUGAAUGUGAAGGAGAAGGUGAGGGUGAUGGUGACGGAUGAAGGGGCGUGGGAGAUGGAGGAGGGGCUGAAUGUGAAGGAGAAGGUGGUGGUGAGGGUGAUGGUGACGGAUGAAGGGGCGUGGGAGAUGGAGGAGGGGCUGAAUGUGAAGGAGAAGGUGGUGCUGGUGGUGGUGAGAGUGAGUGGUAAGCAACGAUGGGUGAUUGUGGGAGUGAAGGAGGCUGAGAAACAAAAUUAG